Molecule: messenger RNA, 3313 nt
Organism: Syngnathus acus (greater pipefish)
Lineage: Eukaryota; Metazoa; Chordata; Actinopteri; Syngnathiformes; Syngnathidae
Gene: susd6
Product: sushi domain containing 6
Exons: 7
Coding region: 318-1463 (381 amino acids)
Source: RefSeq, a predicted model, not a curated record
ACGGAGUAGCCAUGGAAACCGCGCGAGAGCGAGGCAGCUGGUCGGGUUCUCACACUGCGAGUGUUUCCGCUCACCUAAAAUAAAGAACUGGCGACCCGAUCCGAGCCGAGGACAAGGAAACAACAGCUCGUCGCGGGGGAAAUACAACGACGGACACGACACCAUUUCAUCAUUUUUCCCGUCACCUUACUGCGUCGUGUGUGUUCGCUUACACUACGGUUAAAUGCGUCGAAUGUGAAUAAAGGAGGAGCGCUCGUCGCUGGUUACCUAUUGUCGGUUAAGCCGUAGCGGACUCUUGCCGGUUGUUGGAGGAAAAGAUGUGCAAUGGAAUGGUAGCGUUACAUACGAGAGCCCCAUCCUCCCUCUCCUCCUCCUCCUCCUCCUCUCUAUCCUCCAGACUGGCCUUCCUCACACUUCUCCUCCUCUUCACCGUGCUCCCCUAUGGCCACGCAUCAGGUUGUGCGCAGCCACCCGCCGUGCAGCACGGAGACCUGCUGAACCUGACCGAGGCUAACAGGGACUCCUUUCCAGCGGGCGCUGUUUUGACCUAUGGCUGUGAGCCUGGAUACAUUGCAGAUGGACCUACCAGCAUUAUUUGUGACAGUUCCGGAUCGUGGUUCAGUCAACCCCCACGCUGCAUUAAAAGCAAUGUGUGUUUGCCUCCCAAUGAACCGGAAAAUGGCGGCUACCGUUGCCACCCGCCCGGCUGCCACCGGCUCACCCACAAAACCGUCAUCGAGUACUUCUGCGACGAGGGCUACGCUCUGAAAGCCGACUACAAGUUUCUCACCUGCGAGAACGGAGAAUGGGAUAGUCCCAUGCAGAUCAGCUGCCGACUCACCCAAGACAAGGAGCCCAGCUCUCCACUCGGCAUACCAGCGCUGUCUAUCGUGGCGUCCACUGCUAGCUCAGUGGCGCUCAUCUUGCUUUUAGUCGUGCUGUUUGUGCUUGUGCAACCUAAACUCAAGUCGUUCCAUCACAGCAGGAGGGAGCAAGGAAUCUCAGGCCAACCUGGUUCCAUCAUGGUUGAGGGAGUUCAGGUGGCACUGCCCUCAUAUGAAGAAGCUGUGUAUGGAAAUGGGUCAGGCCCUCCUCCUCCUGCUCCACCUCCUCCAGCUCCUCCGGAGUCCAGAGUCCCUAUCGUUCUAUCUGAGGGUCUCCCCCAAGGGGCCACAGGAGGCCAAGAUCCCAGCGAAUGCCACCACCACAGAGACUUAGACUUGUGUUUGCCAUCCACCUCUUCUUCCUCAUUCCCCGCCCACCAUCACGCCGAGACGGUGCUUGUUCAUCAGGCUCCUUCCUCUUCUUCAUCGUCAUCGUGGGCUCGAGAGCACCCUGGGGGUGCGUGUGCAGCCCCUCUACCUCUUCGGAGAGACUCUGAGAGCAGCGACCAGCACAGUCUGCUCUCUGUCACCUCUGCGGAUGACUUUUCUGAUGAUAUUCCCUUGCUGAAGGAAGCAUGAAUCCUGCCAGCGUGCUAGCAGCGAUCUCCCGUCUCUCUCUCUCUCUGCUGACCAGGACCGAGUGUGUCUGUCAACCCCCACGUCCUCAAACACCCCUCACGUCAGCAGAGACAGGACUAACCCCGUGCAACCGCUUCUGCUACCAAUGCACAACAAAGCCAUCAACCAGUACAUCCUGCACCACAAGCAGUGAUGGAACGCCAGAGGAGCCAACUCGAGACAAAGCGGCGCCACCUCAUUAGCAAAAAAGAAAAAUCCUUUCCAGCCUUUGUAUACAAUUCAAAUACUUAGUCAAGGCUAUGGGCUACACCCUCCUCCUCUAUAUUAUAGUUGACAGAGGCUCUCCGUCUGAUAUAGCGAUCAAUGGAUUCAAAACAGGAAACGUGAAGCUCCUGGCCCUAUAGUAUUCCGAAUUGUCUUCCCGCUGUACGUACUUGAAGAGUUGCGGUUGGGGUGUUGCGGCCCUCUUUGUGAAUGCUGCAUGUUGUUUUUAGUGACGGCUGUCACUGCCGCUGUGGCCCAACUCUGAAUUAAGCAUGAAGCCUCUUCUGUAUGUAUCUCUCUCGCUAGCCGUCUCUGUAUCCAGGCAACAUCCAGCAUAUGGAUGAGUUGAAAGCACCUGCUUCGAGAAACCUGGAAGAGCUUUCUUUCCUCUUCUGAGGCAUAAGUAGGAUUGAUUGUUGUCUUGGUUCCGAGAAGCGCGGAGAUCCUGGUUUAUCUAAGAGCUAAUUGGGUCACGAUUACAUCUAAAUUUACAACUCGCUCGGACAAAAUGUUUCUUCCGUAUUUAUUGUUUGACGUGCCGCUCGGUUUGUUCUGCUUUGACGAGUCUGACUGUGUGCGUCUGUGUAUUUCCUUUCAAUCAAAUCCGCCAGCCAUUUAUUGAGCGCCCGCUCCUCAGAUUAGAGGCAAUAUUUCGUGAUACUUCACCAACGUUUCAUGAAAACAUCAAAAACGCUCCAAUAGUACAGCAAUGAGCCCCAUUGUAUUAUGAAUCGAUAUUUAUGCCGACCGGCUUGUCACCCGCCAUCACACUGAAAAGAAAAUACCACAUUUGUGCAUUACUGACAUAACUGCAGCUGGUUGCAGUGAAAUAAAAAGUGGAAUAAUUAUCUUUUGUAUACCCUGGCCCCAGCGCAUAAAAUCCUAAAGUCAAGAGCAUAUUUAAAAAUCUUAAUGUCAUUAGAUGUUUUUUGUGGUUGAGCUGUCCAUCAUGAACACAGCAUGACCCCCACACCCCUCCCAAAAAAAUAUCAAACCCGAUGUGAGUUAUCUGAACUUUCUUGGCUUUUCAUUAUUAUUGCUAACAGAAUGUUGCCUUAGACCUGUACUUUUUUCCCCCCCCCCAUGUAUCAUCUUAAGCAUCCACUUUGGCGAUUGCUUUUUCACUAUUGCAACAUUUUCUGUUUUCCCAAAGGCCUUACUUUGAUUUUUUUCUAUUCUAUGCAUACAAUUGUCUUUAUUCAUCACUGUUUAUUUUGUCGUCAAAAAUUAACGUCCAUCCUUUUUGGUCCUUCCCUUGUUUUCCAGCUACUGUGAUGAUGACACUGAUGAUUUUUAUGCGCCUCUGUGUUUCGUAAUUGCUUCUCUUCGCUACCUGGCGUAAACAAUUAUGGGGUUAAAGUUGAAAAAACAAAAAAACAAAAGCAAUUUACAUUGUGUUGAGAGGCACUGUUGUACAGUGUCUCUUACAGUACACUUUCAUUCUUGGUUUGAAUGCUUUCAGCUUCUGAUCUUCCCCUGUACAUGGCAGUGGGUGUGAGAAUAUUAAUUUAAUAUUUGUAUAAAGUUUAAUUUAAUUUUACAGUGUGUAUAUAACUUUCUAAAUAAAGCUUUCUUUUGAAUGUGAA